Molecule: messenger RNA, 2574 nt
Organism: Colias croceus (clouded yellow)
Lineage: Eukaryota; Metazoa; Arthropoda; Insecta; Lepidoptera; Pieridae
Product: fatty acyl-CoA reductase wat-like
Exons: 15
Coding region: 76-1953 (625 amino acids)
Biological process (GO): long-chain fatty-acyl-CoA metabolic process
Cellular component (GO): peroxisome
Molecular function (GO): alcohol-forming very long-chain fatty acyl-CoA reductase (NADP+) activity
Source: RefSeq, a predicted model, not a curated record
GUUCUUUAUAUCAGUGUUAUUUCACUCCCUUGUAGUGUAGGUUGUAGGACGUCUGUGAAAAUUAGAAAUUGAACAAUGAAUUUCACAGAGGAAGAAUCACCCCUCCAACGAACAGACCUAACAAAAGACAAGAUCACACAAUGGGUGGACUCCCAAUAUCGUGGCGAGGCUAUAUCGAUAGAUGUGUACGGCAAGCCGAGCCAGGCGCAGUUACUAGAGUUGGAGAACGUCAGGCGGCUGAGUAAAGAACUACAGGAUAACUUACAUGAACUAGAAAAUUCCAUCCGCAUAGCCGACGUGGAGAACCAAGCAAUGAAUCCAACAGCUCCAAUCCUUGACUAUUCAGAAGACCACGAGUUCGUUUCCGCCAACCAGCUCGAUGACUACUACGCGAAAGAAGACCAAGCUGAUGCCAUGGCAGAAGAACAGCGUCGUCUGACGAAGGGUAAAGCGUCAAGGACAGACAUACAGACGUUUUAUAGAAACCAGUGUGUUUUGGUUACGGGUGGCACCGGGUUUCUGGGGAAAGUACUAAUAGAGAAAUUAUUACGUUCGUGUGGAGAUUUGGAUACAAUAUACGUUCUAGUGAGACCUAAAAGAGGAAAAGAUGCACACACAAGAAUACACGAGAUGCUGGAUGAUUUUCUUUUCAAAAGAGCACACGAAGAGAACCCAAAAGGUAUACAUAAGGUGAUCCCAGUUCUUGGUGACAUGGAACAGCCUGGUUUGGGACUUAGCCCAGAAGAUAGGAAGAUGCUUACAUCAAAGGUGUCAAUAAUAAUAAACUCAGCAGCCACAGUGAAAUUUGACGAGAAGUUAUCCGUAGCUACCGGUAUAAACGUGCGAGGAACUAAGGCAGUGUUGCAAUUGGCCAAAGAGUGUAAACACUUGAAAGCUAUGACGCAUGUGUCCACGGCUUUUUCGCAGACACAUGUUAGGAAUAUUGAGGAGAAAUUUUACGAACCGCCGAUGUCAGUGGAGGCGUUAGAAGCAGUAGCUGAGUUAGAUGAUGACGUCAUAACUUCGAUAUUACCAGCGCUUCUAGGAAAACAUCCAAAUACUUAUUGUUUCACGAAGGCAGUCGCUGAGGAAGCUGUCAGGAAGUAUGGCGAAGGAAUGCCCAUUUGCAUCUUGAGACCUUCUAUUGUCAUAUCAACAUACGAAGAGCCAGUCCGCGGUUGGACGGACAGCGUGUACGGACCCACGGGUCUUGUUGUUGGCACCGGGAUUGGCGUACUUCGCACAAUGUACAUGGAUUUGGACAAAGUAGCAGACAUGGUGCCGGUGGAUCUGUGUGUGAACGCCAUUAUCGCCUCUACUUACCAUACUGCUAAGAACUUUAGGGAGAACCAAACAUCCCACAUCCCAAUAUACAAUUUCGUCUCGGGAUCCCAAAAUCCCACGACAUGGGGAGAAUUUAUAGAAUCCAACCGACGACAUGGUACCACCAGACCCACUACUAAAGCUGUAUGGUACUACGGUUUAACACCAACGAAAAGUUACUACAUGUUCUUAUUCUAUAAUUUCUUUCUACAUUAUUUACCGGCUGUGUUGAUUGACGCUUUUUGUGCUCUAACUGGAAGGAAACGGAACAUGCUAAAAUUCUACAACAAAGUGCGGAAACUAGCGAACAUAUUGUUCUACUUCUCGACACAAGACUGGCGCUUCACGGACACCAACGUUCAGGACAUGUGGCACAGUCUAACGAGCCCAGAUCGAACUGUGUUCCCUUUCAACAUGGCGGAUAUGUCUUGGGAAUAUAUGGCUGAGACCUUUUUGUUGGGACUUCGAGUGUAUUUGGUGAAAGACGAUCUUUCAACAUUACCAGAAGCAAGGAAGAAGUGGAACAGGUUAUACUACAUGCACCAAACAUUGAAAGUUCUUACAUUGUGUCUUGUUAUAUAUUUAGCGUAUUCAGUACUUAAUUUUAUUAGUUGGAUGAUAUUAGGUUGAUGUUUUUAGAAAUAAUCUAUAGCAUAAGACCAUCUUUAUUUAUGUUUCAAUUUCCCGCCAAAAUUUUGAGAUUAUAUAACAAAUAUUUUUCAAUUUGAAUUAUUUUGAAUUAAUUUAUGGAAAUUUAUAUAGGGUGCUUUUGCACCAAUAAUGUGCGAGGAAUGUGUUUGUAAAUAACCAAUAGUAUCGCUUCAUUUAGUUUGAAGUCAGAAGCGACACCUACUAUUGGUUAUUUACAAACACAUUCCUCGCACAUUAUUGGUGGAAAAGCGCCCUAGACGGGCUAGACCUCAAAUAUUAAAAUCAUCUUAUCUUAGCAGGGUUUUAUAUGUCAAAAAUUCAUCUUAAAAGAUGACAUAACAUACAUAUAGACAUCUCUUUCUAACUCUAUUUGAUGCUGUGAGUAAAAACGUCGAUUUUGAUAACUUUUUAGUAUUAUUUGAAAUUCGUUAAUUGUAUUAAAACAUACAUUCCAAUAGAAGAAAUUAUAGUUACUAAGGUUUUUUUUUAUAUAAAAUAACAGGGAAAAAGAAGGUUGCCAUUAGUUUUAAGCACAUUUUUUGUAUUUAGAUAAGUAGAUAAAUAAUGUGAUAGUUGAAAUAAAGAGAUUAUAAUAUUAUA